UAUAUUUUAUUUCCCACAGAUGGUAUCUGUCCAGUCUUCAGAAGAUGAUGGUAAAUAUCCAGGACAAGGAAAAAGUCUUUUUAUGCCAAAAGUGCAAAGAAAAUUUGUGAAUCUAGGGUCAAUGACAGGGAGGUGGAUGAAAAUCAAAUCUAAGAAAUAUUGUAAAUCAGAUGAGGACCUUGCUAGGCUUUUGAUCAAAAGCUUACAUAAGCUUGAUCAACAUAUUAGGUAUGGUGGUCAUAUUUCCAGAUAUUGGAAGAGAAGAAACAUACCAAAACUUGAGAGUUAUAGGAUAAUUACACUUCAAACUGAUGUAUGGACGCGCUGGAGAAAAAUGAAAUGUUCACUCCAAGUUAAUUCUAACAGUCAAUUUGCAAAUGUGCUGAUGAAUGCAUGGCAUGACAGAGCUGAAUACAUACAGAAUCUUUGUGAUGCCUUUAAAGCGAUUCACCAGGCUCCCAUAAAUGAGACCCAAGUGAUGGAUGCUGUGAAGAAUGAAGCAGAUGUUGCUGAAGCACCUGUGAAUGAGAUUUCGAUGCAUAAAAAUCAUGUUGAAAGUGCUCCUGUUGAUGAGGCUUUUGUUAAUGAGACCUCUUUGUCUAUGAAUAAUAAGGCUCCCAUGACUGAGGCCCUCAGGAGUACAUGUAAGUAUUUAGUGGAAAAUGCCCCUGUGAAUGACGCUUCUGUAAGUAACACCUCCAGCAAUAAUAUCCGUGUGGAAGGUGCUUCUGGGAAUGAGACUCCUGUUACUGAGACCGACAGGAAUAAGAACGUUGUGAAAGAUGCAUCUGUGGAUAAGGCUUCUGUAACCGAGGACUGUAGAAAGACAUGCAACUAUAUUAUUGAAGAUGCCCCUGUAAAUGGCGCUUCUGUGAAUAACACCUUCAGGAAUAAGUAUCUUGUUAAAGAUGUUUCUGUGAAUAAGGCUCUUGUGACUGAGGCAUUUAAGAAUAAAGUCCUUGUUGAACAUGCUUAUGCUCGUGAGAAUCCUGCCCCUGUGAAUGAGGCUGCUGUAACUGAGGCCUUCAGGAAUAAGUUGGUUGUUGAAGAUGCUUCUAUGAAUGAGAUUCCUGACACUUUAAAUGAGGCACUAGUGAAGCAAGAAAUAAUGCCAGAUCAGUCAGACAAGAUUAACAGUGAACCAUGCAGAGAAGUGUCAACAGCAUGUCAAAGUGUGAAAGAGGAAUGUGUUAGUGAGGAAGAAGAAUGUGUUAGUGAGGAAGAAGAAUAUGUUAGUGAGGAAGAAGAAUGUGUUAGUGAGGGAGAAGAAAGCGUUAGUGAGGAAUCAGACAUUGAAGAUAUAAUGAAUUAUCUUGAAGGUGAAAAGAAAAUGAUCAAGAUAACUGAAGGCCCUACUGAAGAUAAUGCCGAAUUAGGAAACAGAAGAAGGAGCUCAAGAGUUCAGUCACGGGGUUACAGGCCUGAUUAUGCAAGCUUGGAGUGGAUAGAUGACCAUGCGAAAAACAGUAAAGAUAAUGUAUCUACAAAUGUGAUUACAAUAGAGGACAAACAGACAUAUGUAGGAAGAAAGACUAUUUCUACCAAGGACAUAGGAGUGACAGAAGGCGAGGAUUUUAAAAAUGAUUGUAAAACUAAAAGAAUUGAUAAAAGGAAAGCAGAAGAUCCUGAUUUUUUUCCUGAUAAAAUUGACAAAGUUGAAAAUAUUAAUGAAUGUGAUGACAGAUCUGAAACAGAUGAAGAUGAAAGUUACAUACUGGGAAUUGAAGGUGAUUGCUUGACUGAUAGUAAAAUUUCCAAUAAAGAUAUGGAAAAGAGGAAAAGAAAAAUUGGUAAUUCAAUUGCCAAAAAUUGUAAGAAAAGAAGAAAGCAAGGGGAUAAUGCAAAAUAUGAAAUUCAAAAGAAAGAAAAGACAAAAAAAGACAAUAAAAGCGAUCAGCGUUUGGAAAAAAAGCCAUGGGUUCACAUUCAACUAGAAGAGCAUCAGGAUAAGUACAGUAAAGAAACUGUCAAAUCAUUUGCAAGAAAAGAUCGUAAUGUUGAUAUAACAGAAGAAUUAUUCAAAUGUUUAUUAUGUGGCAAUUUCAAAUCUACUGCAAAAGAUUAUUUUGAGGCACAUAUUGAAAAACAUGUGAAUAAGGUCCUGGAAUGUGACAAAUGUUCUUAUGUGGGUUACUCUGAAUUAGUGUUAUUAAGGCAUAAGUUUUCUGUUGGACAUGUAUCAGGAAAAAACCAGUAUAUGUGUGAUAUAUGUGGAAUAAUUCUGUACACAUCAGAAGCUAGAUUGUCACAUAUUGGAAAGAAGCACGGCAACCCUCAGUUUCAAUGUAGGUUCUGUGAUGAGAAGUUUGCUACAAAUGAUACUAGAAAGAAGCAUUAUAGAACAGUACAUACUGACCUUGUCAAGUAUUGCUUCAACUGUAAAAUGGGUUACAGUGACUUAACUUUGGAAGACUUUAAAGAUCAUCAAAGUUCUUGCAAGGUUUCACAUAAAUGUCAGGUAUGUGGUGUAUUCCUGGUAUCAAAGAGUGGAUUAAAAAGACAUAUAAAACUUACACACAUGAAUGAGAGAAAAUACCAGUGUUCUGAAUGCCCUUAUUCUGCCAAAACAGGUCGGAGACUUAAAGAACAUGAAUUGAGUCAUAGAAGUAAGUUUGUUUUACCCUAGAUACAGCCUUUUCUU
Molecule: messenger RNA, 2641 nt
Organism: Ruditapes philippinarum (Manila clam)
Lineage: Eukaryota; Metazoa; Mollusca; Bivalvia; Venerida; Veneridae
Product: zinc finger protein 37-like
Exons: 5
Coding region: 20-2626 (868 amino acids)
Biological process (GO): regulation of gene expression
Cellular component (GO): nucleus
Source: RefSeq, a predicted model, not a curated record